Molecule: messenger RNA, 569 nt
Organism: Paramecium pentaurelia
Lineage: Eukaryota; Ciliophora; Oligohymenophorea; Peniculida; Parameciidae
Source: the annotation of a GenBank genome assembly
AUGAACAAAGAUAAAAGUAGGAAUGUCUAAGAUGCUUUGCUCUUUUGUUAUAACAUAAAAGGGUUAAUUCAGGAAAUGAAAUUGAGGUAGAUAAAUGAAGUUAAACGAAUUAACUUACAUGCUUUAUCAAACUAAUUUUGUUCUCAUUUUUGGUCCAUAUGGUUGUGGAAAAACAACCUUACUAAAAAAUUAUUUCGAAUUUCAUAAACAAAAGAAUAAAAAUUUUAUAUCUGUUAUGUAAAUAAUUAUAAUAAUUUUCAUAUCAUUUAUCAUUUAUUAUUAUUAUUAUUAUUAUUAUUAUUAUUAUUAUUAUUAUAAAGAUCUUAUUUAAAGAUUUUAAAAAUUUAGAAAAAGUUCUCUAAAUUAAUGUUACAUGGAUGAAACUAUCGAUUUCCAAUUUUACUCUUGAGGCUGGGCCUCUAUUGUUUUGUGAGAAUGUUGGUACCUAUUAGGUUUUUAAGCAUUACUCUGAAACUAGAGAAGAUUUCAAAUAAUAAUUAAGAAGAGCUUUAUCAUUAAUAUUUGUUGAAGGCAAUGGGUAAAAAAAUAAAUAUUAAAUUUACAAGUGA